This is a messenger RNA of Alligator sinensis (Chinese alligator), 5245 nucleotides long. It is a transcript of the gene TMEM260, whose product is annotated as transmembrane protein 260. The transcript is spliced from 17 exons. The coding region runs from base 1 to 2139 and encodes 712 amino acids. Lineage: Eukaryota; Metazoa; Chordata; Crocodylia; Alligatoridae. The record is from RefSeq and is a predicted model, not a curated record.
AUGGGCGUGCUGAGCCACGUAGCAGAAACCCAGAGGAACGACCAGGUGGUAUUUCUAUCCUGUUACUUCUCCCUUCUCCUCCUCAUAACCAACUCCUUAAAAAACCCCGAGCUGUUCAUUGGCAUGAAGAACAAACUCAGAGAAGCCAAGCGGGAGCUGAUCACAGCCGCAUAUGAGCUUGGAGUUGCCCAUCCUCCCGGUUACCCUUUGUUCACUCUGCUGGCCAAACUGGUAAUUGGUCUAUUCCCUUUUGGCUCCAUCGCGUACCGAGUAAAUCUCCUCUGUGCCUUACUGGGAGCAGCUGCAGCCUCGUUGCUUUUUUAUACAGUUUUCAGGCUUUCUGGCUCAUAUGCUGGAGGAAUCCUUGCUGCGGGGGUGUUUUCAUUUUCUCGUCUAACAUGGCAGUGGUCCAUUGCGGCAGAGGUUUUUAGCUUAAACAAUCUGUUUGUGGGGCUGCUUCUGGCUCUUACUGUACAUUUUGAGGAGGCCUCCACUGCAGAAGAGAGAGCAAAGAUAUCUAGAGUUGGUGCCUUUUGCUGUGGGCUUAGUUUGUGCAAUCAGCACACCAUAGUGUUUUACGUGCUGUGCAUUGUACCGUGGGUUCUGUUGCAGCUUUUCAAAGAGAUGGAAUUGUCCCUAGGCCACUUGCUGAAGUUGGGUUUCUGCUUCUUGGCUGGUUUGCUGCCUUAUCUCUAUCUGCCCGUUUCAUCCUACCUCAAUUGUGCACGUUGGACCUGGGGAGACCAGACGACUUUUAAAGGAUUUCUGACCCACUUUCUCAGAGAAGAAUAUGGGACGUUCAAUCUGGCCAAAUCUGAGACGGGAUCCAGUAUGCGAGAAAUGCUGCUCUUUCAACUGACACACAUGAAGGCAGAGCUGUCCUGGACCGUCCAGGCCCUGGCAGUUGUUGCAUGUGUAUGUGCAGCAUUGCAGACUAAGCAGGAGAAGUCCUCGAUGAUAUGGCUGUUUACUGGCAUGCUCUGCAUUUAUUCGUUAUUCUUUGCUUGGAGAGCCAAUUUGGAUAUUACAAAACCACUGUUUAUGGGUGUGGUAGAACGUUUCUGGAUGCAAAGCAAUGCAGCCGUUGCCGUGCUAGCAGGGCUGGGGCUGGCCUCGCUUAUCUCUGUUGGAAAUACAGCGCUUGAGAACAGCCGCAUGCUGCAGUGUGUGGAGUGGCUUUCUGCUACCGCCCUUGUUACUUGUCAAAUUUAUGCCAAUUACAGCCUUUGUGAUCAAAGCCGCAACGAGGUAGUCGAUAAGUUUGCAAGAAACCUUCUGUCCUCCAUGCCACCCGACGCAAUACUCUUGCUCAGAGGAGACUUGCCAGGGAACUCCCUCCGCUACGUUCACUACUGCGAGGGAAUGCGGCCUGACGUGACACUAGUGGAUCAAGAGAUGAUGACUUACGAGUGGUAUCUGCCCAAGGUGGCUAAGCAUUUACCUGGCAUCUCCUUUCCUGGAAGCCGGUGGAAUCCUGUGGAAGGAACGUUACCUGAUGGAACACGCACGUUUAAUCUCCAUCAUUUUCUCAAAGUAAAUAAACAGAAGGAAGUGUUCGUCUGUAUAGGGCUUCAUGAGGGGGACUCGACCUGGAAAAAAAGCUAUUCGCUUUGGCCGUGGGGAGCCUGUGAUAAAUUGGUUUCUACAAAAACUGUUUUUAACCCAGUAGAGUGGAUUAAUCUUACAAGGAGCAUCUAUAACUGGACUGAAGAUUAUGGAAGAUUUGAUCCGUCUUCAUGGGAGGCUGUCGCCAAUGAAGAGAUGUGGCAAGCCAGGAUGAAAACAGCCUUCUUCAUGUUUGACCUUGCAGAAGCAGCUAGUGUGUCUGCAGAUAUAAAAUCACAACUUUAUACGUUUGCCUACAAACUCUACAAGGACAUUGUCAACUUGCAUAAAAAGCAUCCAGUCAAUUGGCAUAAAAACUACGCAAUCGCUUGCGAAAGGAUGUUGCGUCUGCAUCAAACAGAUGUCAACCCUGAAGAGUUGCUUUCUGAAAUUGUGAAACAUUUCCUCCUCUAUACAGAGAAAACAGAGGAUGAUCCCCAGCGGGUGGACAUUUUGCAGGCUGUAAAACACCUGAAGAAAGAGCUGCAUGGGCUGAGGAAAAGGAAAAAAGAUGUGAAGCGCCAGGCUGGAUAGAACCCAUUUGACUCUCCAAGUCUGAAAUGCUAACACCGUUGAGACUGGGAGUUAAAAAUGAAAUCUGUUCUUAACAACAUGAGAACAGUUCUUUAAAAGACACGGAACUAGCAGCAGUGGGAAUCAAGCGCUUGUCUCGAUCAGUGGUUCUCUCCUUUUUCAGUCAAGGCACCCCUCCACAGCUCUUUUGAAUGUGGUGGCUUGCAUGGUUGAGAACCACCGUUCGUAUGGUCUCAGCUUACCUCAGUGGUUCUCAACCACGCACCACUGCCCCGAGUAAAACUAUCCUGCCUGCCUGGUAUGCAGCCAGACUGGGAAAGUCUGGGGCACGUGUAGACUUUCUUGCUUCAAUAAGAUUCUCUGAUAACCCUAAUGUAGACUGGAGAGCCGGCUCAUGCUGCAGCCCUUGGCAGUCCAACUCUGCACAGUGUCUUCCAGAAAGAGGCACACAGGAUGGGUGGAACUGUCCUACCUGUUUCUGGGAGAAGUGAGUAGGGAAGACCAAGUAGGGCUACUGCAGAAGCUGGCCCUUCUUCCUGAUUUAGGGUUAAUGGAGAACCCUGAUGCAAGAGGAGCAUGCGUAUGCCACAGCCCUGUGUGCAAAGCAGCUUCAUCUGGCCCUUGCAGCGGUGCCUGUAUCCCCUGAGUGGAUUUCACAGCACCCCACUUGAGAACCGCGGGUCUAGACAGAAGUGUAACAUUGUCCAUUUGUGGUUGCCAAAUGUACAAUUCUGGUGUCCAGAACUAUUUUGUGUAAGGGGAAAAUGCAUUAUAAGAAUAAAUACUGUUGUUUAAAAAAAAUGUUGACCACAAAAUGAGAAAAGUUCAAGAUCCUAAGGUAAGGAAGGAAGGAGAGCAAUAGAAUAAAGAUAUUGGGCUUCAGAAAAGCAGACUUUAGCAAACUCUGGAAUUAGUGGGCAGGAUCCCCUGGGAGGUAAGUCUGAGGGGAAAGCUGACUGACUGUACUUUUAAGGAGGCUAUUAAGGGCACAGGAACAAACUAUCUUGAUGAGACAAGAAUGGGAAGUGCACCAGGAGAGCAGCCUGGCUAAAUGGUGAUCUCUUUGAAUUGAAACUGAAAAAGGAGUACUCCAAAAAAUGGAAACUUGGUCCUAGUACUAAGGAAGAGUGUAAGAUCAUUGCAUGGGCAUGCAAAGAGAAAAUUAGGAAGGGCAAGGCACAACUUGAGAUCCAACUGGCAAGAGACAUAAAAGGCAAUAAAAAGGGAUUCUACAAGUAUGUCCGGAGUAAGAGGAAGAGCAAAGAAAUGGGUUCCUUAUGGAGUGCAAAAGGCAAUCUACUGUUUUUAUUUAAUUCUAAGGUGAGGUUCCCCCCAUUUAACAUUGGUGUGGGGGGACGGACCUCUUAAAAUCCAGUAUGAGGGCAAUGGGGUGGAGGGGGCAGGUGGCUGCUGUAGCUUAGGCUCCGGCCCCUAUCUGGGAUUGGGACCAUAGCCAUAGCACGGCCCCAGCCUGGCCUCAUAGCAGUGGAGCGCAGCAUGCACAGCUGCUAUGGGGGCUGGGCUGGGGUUAUGCUCAGUGCCCCAGGCUUCAGUGGGAACAGAGCCUGCCAUGGAGCAAGGAUAAGGGAGGGAGGAAGUGGGGAACAGUGGCUGGAGGAGAAGAGAGGGCCCAGAGCUUGGGGGGGAUCAGGGAGGGGGCACAGAAGUGGCAGGGGGCCAGGCACAAGCAGGGGGCUAGCAGCUUGACCUUACCAUACCACCUGCCCCCUCACCCCUGCAGCAGUGGGUAGGGAUGAAUUAAAUAUGACCCUCCAAUAAUUAGAUUCUAUACGUGGAAAAUUAUAACAAAUUUAGAUAUUUUCCAUAUAUAGUGUCAAAUUAUUGGGGGGUGGGGCAUCUUAAAUUCAGGGUUGCUUUAAAUUCAGUAGUCUGAAUCAUCCAUAGUAGUCUGCAUCAUCCAGUAGUUAUGGAUGAUGCAGAGAAGACUGAAGUGUUUAAUGCCUUUUUUACUCCUCACAAAUUAGGGGCAGCUACCAAUGACAAGCACUGGUGGCAGCAAAGAUAGGGAAGCAGUUAAAUAGCCUAGCGUUAUGACAGAACAGGUAAGGGGUUACUUAGAGAACCUAGAUGCUUUCAAGUUAGCCAGUUUGGAUAGAAUGCACCCUAAGGUGCUGAGGAAAAUGGCUGAGGUAAUUGCAGAGCCAUUUGCUAUCCCCUUUGAAAACUCAUGGAGGUCAGGUGAGGUCCCAGAUGAUUAGAAAAUGGCAAACAGUGCCUCUCUCUAAGAAAGGAAGAAGCAGGAUCCAGGGAACUACAGACGAGUCGGUAUGAUCUCAAUACCUGUAAAGAUAAUGGAGAAGCACCUGGAGGAGAACAAGGUGGUCAGGAACAGUCAGCAUUGAUUCACCAAGAGUAAGUCAUGCCUGACCCACCUGGUUUCUUUUUCUGAUAACGUGACAGGCUCUGUGGAUGUAUGAAGCACAUUGGAUGUGAUCUACUUUGACCAUAGCAAGGCUUUUGACACUAUUUCCCAUGACAUUCUCAACAAUGUCAAGCCAAGGAAAUGUAGACAAGACAAAAGUACUGUAAGGUGGGUAUGUAACUGGUUGGAUCAUUGGGCUGAAUAAGUAGUUGUGAAUGACUCAAUGUCUAGUUGGUAUCAGGGGUUCCACAGGGCUCUGUCCUGGGUCUGAUAUUGUUUCAUGUCUUCAUUAAUGGUUUGGAGGAUGGAAUCAAGUGGACACUUAGCAAAUUUACAGACAACACCAAGUUGGGUAGUUGUAGAUGCUUUGGAGGGUAGGGCUAGGAUUCAGAAUGAUCUGGAUAGACUGGAGUACUGGUCUGUAGUCAGUCGGGUGAAAUUAAACAAGGACAGGCACUUGGGACAGAAUAUAGCCUGGGGAUAUGGACAUUCUCACAAGCAAGAUAAGAUAUUACAGGCUGCAUGAAUGGACCAGGAGGUGGAUAGAAAACUGCCUGGAUCAUUGGGCUCAGAGGGUAGUAACCAAUGACUCUAUGUAGCUGGCAACCAGUCUCAAGUGGAGUGACCCAGGGGUCAGUCCUGGGGCCGGUUUUGUUCAGUAUCUUCAUCAGUAAUCUGGAAGAUGGGAUGAAGUGCACCCUCAGGAAGUUUGGGGGGAGUAGU